AUGUUUCUUGGAGGAUUGGGAUUCGCAUUGACAAAACUGAAACACAUCAAGGAGAUCUGUUUGGUGUAUCCAAGUGUGGGCCACACUCAUAUGAGUGUGGACGCACAUUUUGGAACAAUAUCAAAAUCAACUAGUGGAGCAGAUAUUAAAGAUCCAAUCGAAUUUGGUAAAUUCCUUCUCGAAAAAAUUGAUUCUGUUGGAGAAGUCGUGCCCGAUUCUACAAUUUUUGAUUUCACUGAAAUCACUAAAUUGAUGCACAAACCUCCAAAUCUUUGCUCGAACGGAUUCAUAACUAUAGGUCGAACAUCAACAGGAAAAAUUACUUGUGCAUCAUCGUUGACCAUGAACGCUGGCGAGUUGAUUGGAGCCGAAAGGAAGAGUGUCUCUUUCGAUUUAUUCAAGGAUGAGUUUUAUGCUUCCGACUUCAAUCCUCUGAUCACAAAACCGGACUAUUCAGAAAUAGAAGGAAAAAUUAAGAAAUUGGUAAAGCUCUCAGGUGGAAUCAUGACUGCACAGAAUGAAAGAAACUUCCGAUUUUUUUUUGAUCAAUAUGGACACCAAUCAUUCCGAGAACUAAUUUGUCGGAUUAACAGCGUUUCUCCUAAAGUUCCAUCCUUGAGCAUGUCAGACGGAGGAGAGAUGCAUAUGUCUAUUAUUGAAUUUCUCAAGAAAAGCGGCAUAUCUCCGGGUCACAUUCCGAAGAAACCAGUUCAUAAAGAGUAG
Messenger RNA from Caenorhabditis remanei, 723 nucleotides. RefSeq lists its product as uncharacterized. The record is from RefSeq and is a predicted model, not a curated record. The coding region runs from base 1 to 723 and encodes 240 amino acids. The transcript has 6 exons. NCBI's taxonomy places the organism in Eukaryota, Metazoa, Nematoda, Chromadorea, Rhabditida, Rhabditidae.